GUUGCGGGUGUGAGAGGGAGACAGUUGGCCAGCAAGGCAGGGGGUUUAUAGGUACAAGGGAGGAGGCUGGGUGUCAAGAUGUGGGUGAGCGAAGUGGAGGGGCGACAUGUGCCAGGAAAAUGUUUGCUGUGAAGUCUGUGUGUUCAAAGGAGAAGUGUGGAGCGGGCCAGGAGAAUACAAGGAGAAAGGAGGCGCUGGCAAAGAGAUCUGGCACAGAGAAGUGUGGCGUUUGUAAGGGAGAGCGACGAUAUUUGCAAAAAAGACAUGCUGGGAACGGAAAGGUCCACCGUGAGCAAGGCGCUGUGAGCUGACCGGAGUGGGCGGGGCACGGAGGCUCCCGGAAGCACCAGAGGCCCCGCGCGGUGUGGAGUCGGAGUCACGGAGCUGUGGGUGCCUAGCAACAGAGGGGAAGGCGGUGCCUGGCAACGAGGGGGGGCGCUCAGAAAAGUGGAAAGCUGAUGUGACUGGAGAUGGGGGGCUUACUGCGGGGGACCUGUGGACAGCUGGGCCGGACUAUUGGUCUGUCUCAUGGGGCUCUGGAGCCUGGGCCCCACUGGUGGGGGCCAAGUGGGAGUUCUUGGGCCCAAAGGUUUCAUCAGGACAGGCCUGGUAGAGGCCUGGGUGAGGAGGACAUUCGCAGGGCACGGGAGGCUCGGCUCCGGAAGACACCGCGGCCCCAGCUGAGUGACCGCUCUCGAGAACACAAGGUGCCCGCCUCCCGCGUCAGCCGCCUGGCCAACUUUGGGGGACUGGCUGUGGGCUUGGGGCUGGGAGCGCUGGCCGAGGUGGUCAAGAAGUCCCUAUCGGGAGGACGUUUACAAUCAGAGGGCAACUCCCAGCUGAGCUCCAACCCUUUCCUGUCGGAGGCCAACGCUGAGCGGAUUGUGCAGACCUUGUGUACAGUUCGGGGGGCCGCCCUCAAGGUUGGCCAAAUGCUCAGCAUCCAGGACAACAGCUUCAUUAGCCCCCAGAUACAGCGCAUUUUUGAGCGAGUCCGCCAGAGUGCUGACUUCAUGCCUCGCUGGCAGAUGGUGAGAGUUCUCGAAGAGGAGCUCGGCAGGGACUGGCAGACCAAGGUGGCCUCCUUGGAGGAGGUGCCCUUUGCCGCUGCCUCCAUUGGGCAGGUGCACCAGGGCGUGCUGAAGGACGGGACGGAGGUAGCUGUGAAGAUCCAGUACCCAGGUGUUGCCCAGAGCAUCCGGAGUGACGUCCAGAACCUGCUGGUGGUGCUUAAGGCGAGCAUGGCCCUGCCCGAGGGCCUGUUUGCUGAGCAGAGCCUGCAGGCCUUGCAGCAGGAGCUGGCUUGGGAGUGUGACUACCGUCGUGAGGCGGCUUGUGCCCAGAACUUCAGGCAGCUGUUGGCAGAUGACCCCUUCUUCCGGGUGCCAGCCGUGAUCAAGGAGCUGUGCACAACACGGGUGCUGGGCAUGGAGCUGGCCGGAGGGGUCCCUCUGGACCAGUGCCAGGGCCUGAGCCAGGACAUCCGGAACCAGAUCUGCUUCCAGCUCUUGAGGCUGUGUCUGCGGGAGCUGUUUGAGUUCCGAUUCAUGCAGACGGACCCCAACUGGGCCAACUUCCUGUAUGAUACCUCCAGCCACCAGGUGACCUUGCUGGACUUCGGGGCAAGCCGGGAAUUUGGGACCGAGUUCACAGACAAUUACAUCGAGGUGGUGAAGGCUGCAGCCGAUGGGGACAGUGAUCGGGUCCUGCAGAAAUCCCGGGACCUCAAAUUCCUCACAGGCUUUGAAACCAAGGCAUGCUCAGACGCCCAUGUGGAGGCGGUGAUGAUCCUGGGAGAGCCCUUCGCCACCCAGGGCCCCUAUGACUUCGGGGCUGGGGACACCGCCCGCCGCGUGCAGAGCCUCAUACCCGUGCUGCUGCGGCACCGGCUGCGCCCCCCACCUGAGGAGACCUACGCUCUGCAUCGCAAGCUGGCAGGGGCCUUCCUGGCCUGUGCACGCCUUCGUGCCAACAUCUCCUGCCGGGACCUCUUCCAGGACACCUACCAGCGUUACUGGGCGAGCCGCCAGGCCAGCCCCACUCCGCUGCCUCGGGCCAGGGGGGACCUCCUGCACUGAGACACCUGCUAACCCCCACGGACCCCUCACUGCCCCUCCACCCAGGAGUGCCAGCCCCACUGUGGGCCGUCUCCUGCUAUGGGGCCUCCUAUCCCUUCACCCUGUGCUCCAGGUCUGGGGAGCUCUCCUGGUCUCCCCAGUCUUGCCCAGUUUCUUCCUUGGCCUUCUGAAUUUCAGGUCCCAAUAUCCUUCCCCUUCCCACUCCAAAGGGGCCCUAAGCCAGGGAGCCAAUUAACUUAUUUGUGCCUCCAUUUGAGGGAGCCUUAGGCCCCCCACAAGCCAUCUUUGAAAUCCAGACUCAUCUAGAGGGGAGCCUGUCACCUCUGCCUCAGACCCCACCCGGGAAAGGGGACGGGGCUUUAUGGUUGGUGCAGCCCUCACCUUUGCCUCCCUCCUCCACCAGCUGCCUCCCCGCUUUCCAAUGUCUGUGUGUGUUGGGGGUGGGGUGGGGAGGUGGGGAGAGUUUGAACCUUCAGUCCGAAUAAAAGCGCCCCCCCCUUC
Molecule: messenger RNA, 2579 nt
Organism: Choloepus didactylus (southern two-toed sloth)
Lineage: Eukaryota; Metazoa; Chordata; Mammalia; Pilosa; Megalonychidae
Gene: COQ8B
Product: coenzyme Q8B
Exons: 16
Coding region: 471-2078 (535 amino acids)
Biological process (GO): ubiquinone biosynthetic process
Cellular component (GO): extrinsic component of mitochondrial inner membrane
Molecular function (GO): kinase activity
Source: RefSeq, a predicted model, not a curated record